AUGGCCGAAAUCUACUACCAAGACACAAUCCGCUUCAAGACCACGGUGAACGGCGCAAACAAAUACAUCACCCUGGCCGUUGUCGCCCCUACCGCAACCUGCUGGCUCACCCUUACGGACGAACCAACCAAGGACAGCAACUUCCUUAUCCGCGAAUGGAACUACGAUAAUACCGGCCGCCUUCACUUCAGCGGCAACGACCGCGCCGACACCCCAGACUCCCACGGGAACUUCCGCAUGCUGCACAAGGACACCCGCCCCCCAGAGCAAAACGUGGGGGACGACCACUGCGUCUCUAUGGCGCCGUAUGAACCUAUGGUGAAUAUGGGGUACUGGGGUGUUCCCUGGGCCACGGCGUAUGACCUCGAGACGUUUGCGCUAUUCGCGACGCGGUGGCCGAGUUCUGAUGGCGGAGUGUGUAGUGGGGAUCCUGUGAAGAUUAGGAGUUUGAUUGGCGCGAAGGAGCCGCCGCCUGUGGGGAGUAUUGGGCAGUUUUUGACGAUUAGUUGGAUUGAUGGGCAGUGGAGGAUUAUGGGCAAUGGGGAUCACGCCACUUAUAACGCUGGGACGGAGUUUGUUAUUGAGAAGGUUGGGUAG
This is a messenger RNA of Penicillium canescens, 597 nucleotides long. RefSeq lists its product as uncharacterized. The record is from RefSeq and is a predicted model, not a curated record. NCBI's taxonomy places the organism in Eukaryota, Fungi, Ascomycota, Eurotiomycetes, Eurotiales, Aspergillaceae. Bases 1 to 597 code for a protein of 198 amino acids. The transcript has a single exon.